GCUUGAACUCUGAGUUUUGCGGCGCGGCUGGUCCCAAAGUUCGGGAGCGGCGCUGCAAGAGAGAGCCGGGAAUGGACCGGAGCUGUGGAAUGGGGCUGCCGGUGCUGCUGCUGGUGCUGGCGCUGUCCUGCCCGGCGGGCGCACUAGAAAACGGUUUGGCACGGACGCCGCCCAUGGGCUGGCUGCACUGGGAGCGCUUCCUCUGCCAGGUCGACUGCGACGAAGAGCCCAGCCGAUGCAUCAGGUGAGCGCCUGGGAUCUUGGGCCAAGAGGGCUGCCUGCUCGAACGUAGCGUUUGCAUUCUUCAAAAAACAAAAGCAGGAUCUCAGCUAGAUCAUCCAUCCAGCUAUCCAAUCUCUGCUAAAAAAAAGGAAAACCUGCGAAGAGUCUGCCACCUCCCAUUCUACUGUCAAACUUCCUCCUGAGGUUGAGUUGGAAUCCCCUUUCUGGUAACUUGAAGCCAUUGGUUCAAGUCCUAGCCUCCAGAGCAGUAGAAAACAGGCUUGCUUCACCCUCGAUGUGACAGCCCUUCAGAUACUUGAAGAUGGCUAUCAUAUCUCAGUUGCCUCUUUUCCAGGCUAAACGUAACCAGUUUCCUCAACCAUUCCUCAUUAGGCUUGGUUUCUAGACCCUUGGUCAUAUUGGUCACCCUCCUCUGAACACAUUCCUGUUUGUCAAUGUCGUUGGACACAGUACUCCAGAUGUGGUCUGACCAAAGCAGGACAGAGUGAUACUCUGACUUCCCUUGAUUUCUGGACCCUGUAUUUCUGUUGAUGCAGCCUAUAAUAGCAUUAGAAUAUUUUUAUUUUUAUUUUUUUGCUGCUGCAUCAGGGUGCUCUUGGGCCUUAGGACAUCAUUGCUUGCAUUUGGGUUCACAAGUUGUUAAAUUAUACCUUGUGGGUUCAGGCAAGGUCAUCUUAUCACCUGCUACAAGUUUUUAAACUGGCUUAGCAGAGCUAGAAAGAUUGUGCCACAAGUGGUGUGCUUGUAUACAUGCUGAGACUUGCAUGGAAGCAUCACAGCUGUGCCCUUUGCAUUUAGUGGCCUUUCAAAGUGAAUGCUUGUAUAAACAAAGGUAAAAUGCUUAUAUAUACAUACAGUCUCUUUCUCUCUCUCUCUCUCUCUCUCUCUCUCUCACACACACACCUACACACACACAGAGCACUUUAUACUUCAUGCGCACACAUGAGAGAGAAAACUCUCUCUGUUAAAUCCAUCAGGUUCAUGAAAGGUUUGCCAAUAUAAAGGUGUACCACAUAUAUCUGUUGCCAUUAAUGUGGGCUAAGACUGUCCAUAGCUGGGAAACCUGUGGCCCCAUGUAAUAUUGGACUACAACUUCCACCUUUCCUAGCCAUUGUCCAUGCUGGCCGUGAGUCCAACAUGUGAAGGAUUGCAGAUUCCUCAUCCCUGUUCAUUUUAAUGAAAGGUCGUCACCUUUCAUUGCAUGGUUCCUUUGCUUUUUAAGAGACACUUUAACCAGCAGAUGAAGUUUUAUCAUCCAUAGAGGAUCUGGGGCAGGGGAAGGUUCCAUCUGUUGACUUCCUGUUUGCAACUGUUAAAGGAACAAAAGCCUUUGACCUUGAAAAGGUUACAAGAUAAGUCCAAGUGCAUUAAUUAUGUGACACUUUGAAACUCCAAAAUCAGAAAAUGUGUCCACAAUUGCCAGUGUGUAGUGGCAAACUCUGACUUAUCUGCUGUCGAUAACUCACAGUUUGCCAAGCGCAGUCAGAAACUGGCAUAUGCUGGUGUGGAAGUAUUUAGCCAGGAGCCCCCAAAAUACAUUGAAACUCCUGUGUACUACAGCAAGCCUUGAAGCUGAGGGAGACAACUCUCUUUGCAGGAGAGGGAAAAUACGUUGCAUUUCUUCAGCAUAUGCAUUACAUUUCUGGGAGCCUGGGCAACAAACUGCCUUGGAUUUUUGUAGCCCUGGUUUUACUGGCAUGUCAAAAGCACGUCAAAGUGCAAGUAGAUAAAUAGGUACCACUCUGGCGGGAAGGUAAACGGAGUUUCCGUGCACUGCUCUAGUUCGCCAGAAGUGGCUUAGUCAUGCUGGCCACAUGACCCGGAAGCUGUACGCCGGCUCCCUCGGCCAAUAAAGCAAGAUGAGCGCCACAACCCCAGAGUCGGUCACGACUGGACCUAAUGGUCAGGUGUCCCUUUACCUUUAUGAUAUUCUGGAACCAUCUGGGACUUGGCCUGUGCUUGCAAACAGAAUGGUAGAAUGGUCUCUGUGUGUGAAUCAGUUCAGAUUGCAGAUUGUUUCCCCACUAGAUAAACAACAGCAAAUUCUCUGUGAAGAGAAAAGUAGAACAGCUGAGCUGAACCUGGUGUCCUAAGUUUCAUUUGUUUUGAUUGCAAUUCUUUAUGUAGGGGCACAGUCUGCAGUCUGAAGUUCAUUGUGCCACCUCAUUCUGCUAAAUAUGUCAACACAGGUUGAGGAAGCAAGCUGUGCAGUUUGCACAUUUCCUAUGACUGGCCUGGCCGAUAUUGUAGUUUCCUCUUUAAUGGUCUAAGUCGCCUAAACAUAAGCUGUUCCUCAUUCCAUGGAAUAUUCUGUGAUUCAAACAGUUGGCUAAACUUUCCAUGUAUGUAAAUCAUCAUGAUUUAUUUUUAUAUAGUGCCAUGACUUGUACAUGGACACUUUAUAUAAUAAGAGGUCCUCAUCUCAAAGAACUUACAGUUUUGCCCGCUGGGAAGAGGAAACUUUGUGCAACAGAUAAUAUGAGUAAAAUGAGUAAGAACCUUUUCAGCUGGGGGACAACAGUAAGGGGCUGAGCCAAUAACUUCACAGAAGUGAUGAGUUUUGCAGGCAGUUAACGGCUGUUGCUGCAAGGCUCAGAAUUUAUAGAAGUAUUGUUUCAUUAGCCACAUAGGUGGGGCUGUAGGCACUUCUCAGUCAUAAUUAUUGUAAUUUGUUGUUUAGUUGUUUAGUCGUGUCCGACUCUUCGUGACCCCAUGGACCAGAGCACGCCAGGCACUCCUGUCUUCCACUGCCUCCCGCAGUUUGGUCAGACUCAUGUUUGUAGCUUCAAGAGCACUGUCCAACCAAAUUAUUGUGGUUGGAGCAGGAACCGGCAAGCCACUCCAGUAUCCCUGCCAAGAAAACUCCAUGGACAAAGACAACAGGCAUAUAAUUAUUGUAAUAGCAAUAUUUAGAUUUGAAUGGUUGGGAGUCUGCAAUCACUAAAUACUAUCUUGUAUUAAAUACCUUCCAGGUGUGGGUUUGUUUUUGGGCGGGGAGCAGGAUUGCCAGUGGAAGCAGAAAAUAGUUCUAUUUUCAGUACAGACAAAUAUAAAAUAGAUGUUCUUCACAUUUUUCUGGUUAAAUGUCAGUCUUAAUUUUAACUGAUGUAGUCAACCUGUCCCUGUCAUGUACCACUUUUAAGCUUCAGAUAGGAAACCCCACUCCCAUGAUGGAAUGCUCCCUCAUUUAAGAACAAAUAAAUCCUGUGUGUAGAAAGUGAGUAUUUCAGGAAAAGGGCUAGGUUAGCACCCUUCCCUUCUCCUUGACAUGCUAGUGUUCUGUGUGGAUAGUUUCUGUUUGUUUGCAUGGAGCAUUCCAUUGUGGGAGCCUCUAUUUCUGAAGUAGUACCACAGAUCUAUAAUCUGCAUGAGAUUUAAGACCACUAAACAUCAGUAUGUUUCUAUGUGCAUGUACAAUGCCUCUCUCUCUCCAUAACAAAAAUGUAAGAUCGUCAUUUUGCAGCCCCAUUAGAGGAUUUGUCGUGAAUCAUUGCAGUCCUGGGUUUGUAUGAAGGCAGGGGAGGGGAGACAGGUCGUCCAGUGGUAGUGGUCAUGGCAUGGGAUCAAGAAGGGAGGAACACGGAGAGGCGGAAAGUGGUUGCAGAAUAUAUGAGCAGACAUUUUGCUAUCCCUCCCCCCAUCACUAAUCAAUAUGAUAUUGGAUUCUCAUUGGAUUCUACUUCACUACCAGCUCAGUGUUGGUACCCAGCUUUUGGGACCUUAGCUCAGUGCUAGAGCACUUUUGCACACAAGGUUCACUCAGUCCCUGGCGUCUCCAGUUAAAAAGGAUCAGAAACCCAGGGUGAUGACAGAGACCCUCUAUUGCACAAGUUUCUGCAGAGCCUCUGCCAAUCAGACAAUGAAGUUGGGCUAUAUGACCUGGAGGAAGGCAACUUCUUAUGACUUUCCUUUUUUGCCCUCUUCAGCGAGCAGCUGUUCAUGCAGAUGGCAGACAUUAUGGUGUCAGAUGGAUGGAGGGACGUUGGGUACCAGUACUUGUGUAUCGAUGACUGCUGGAUGGCUCCAACUCGUGAUAAGCAAGGCAGGCUCCAGCCGGAUCCAAACCGUUUUCCUAGUGGGAUUCGUAAACUAGCUGACUAUGUAAGUGGGUUCUUGCUGACCUUUGCCCCAAAGCUUCUUCCACCUUGAGGUCAAUGAGAACAUAUAAAUGAGGAGCUGGAAAGGAUGAUGGAAAUGGGAGAACUUCUUGUGAGUGCUCCCCUUUCACAGUGUGUCCCUAGCGCUGUAGAACUGCAGGGCUGAGCGUGACAAAGAAAAGCAUUCCCCAUCUCUAGAUUUAACCAUCCAUAGGAAUUGCUAAGAAUUGACCUGAGCAUGUCAAUUUAGACCAGCAUUCUCUUUCCAACAGCAGCCAGCCUGCUGCCCAAUACACCACAAGCAGAACACGAAGGCAGCAGCUCCCUGCAGUUGUUUGUCUCCAGCCUCUGGUAUUUAAAGAUAGACAACCCACAGGACAUGGAGACUCUAUUAUGCUCUCCUAGCUAGUGGUCAUUGAUAGGAUAGCCCUUCCUGUGUCCUGUCUCAUUUUCUUGUGUCAACCCCUUUGUAGAGUAGCAUCAUACCUUCCAUUGUUGAAAAACUAGUGCACCUUUUCUUAGCCUAUUUUCUCCCCACCCCAUUAACUAAAAGCAAGCCGAAUUCUUUUGAUUUCUGCUUAUAAAACAUAAGCUUUCCACUCCAUAAACCUUGCUGUGUUUCCCCUCUCGAUUACCUGCAAUCCAGGUCCACUCCAAGGGGCUGAAGCUGGGCAUUUACGCAGAUGUCGGGAACAAGACAUGUGCUGGUUUUCCUGGCAGCCGCGAUUACUAUGAUUUGGACGCUGACACCUUUGCUGGCUGGGGGGUGGACCUGCUGAAGUUUGAUGGCUGUAACUUUGGCACCCUGGAACUGUUGGCAGAAGGUAUGUCCCAGAGCAGGAUUUGCCAGGAGGUCAGAGCGAACCUUUUAGCCUGUGUGGAAUUUACUAUUUACCUCGACCUUGGAUAGGGUCACCCAGUUCACUUCCCUGGAAGCAGGAGAGAGGGCUUUAAGGAGGAAUAUGUGACACACUUUGUCCUUCCUCUCUCCCCUCCUAAAACAGCCCACAGUAAAUUUUCUGAACUGUCUAUACUUGGAAGAAGCCACCAGCGCCUUUGCCACUUCUGCUCUCCCCUCUCUCUCCCCACCUAGCUCCUGAUCCAAAAGCUCUCUCCUGUUUGGGGCUUAAGGCAUUGUUCAGGGUGCUUCAUUUUAAGAAGACAAUGACACACUUAAGUGCGUUCAGAGGAGGCGACCAGGAUUUGGAGGGUGGGUGUCUGGAAUUACUAUGACAGGGAUGAGGAACCUCAAGCAGCCCCAGGUAGUUGGGUCAAAGGUCAUGGAUGCUGGCAGUUGCGUGCAACGUCUGAAAGGCCACAGAUUCCCCAUCCUUGAUCCAGAGCCAGAAUUGAUGAGUCUCAUUGGCUUUAACUUACAAUGAGGAAAUGAGCCUCAUUGGCUUUAACUUACAUUUUUCACUUCCUUAUUGAAGACCUUUGAAAGAAAAAGUAAAGGUAAAUGGACCCCUGACCGUUAGGUCCAGUCGCAGACGACUCUGGGGAUGCGGCGCUCAUCUUGCUUUACUGGCCGAGGAAGUCGGCGUAUAGCUUCUGGGUCAUGUGGCCAGCAUGACUAAGCCACUUCCGGCGAACCAGAGCAGCACACAGAAACGCUGUUUACCUUCCCGCUGGAGUGGUACCUAUUUAUCUACUUGCACUUUGAUGUGCUUUUGAACUGCUAGGUUGGCAGGAGCGGGGACCGAGCAAUGGGAGCUCACCCCGUCGCGGGGAUUUGAACCGCCAACCUUCUGAUUGGCAAGUCCUAGGCUCUGUGGUUUAACCCACAGCGCCACCUGCGUCCCCUUUAUAGGUUAGGUAGGUGGUAAAGCCUUGACCAAGGCUGGCACAAAGAUUGAGGGUGCCCUGACAAAAAUUCCCUCUAGGACUCACCCAGCACUAUCCUGAUGCCCCCCAAGAUAAGCUUACAAAGGAGCAGAGAGUUGAGUGGUGGGGAUUGGUGAUGAGUGUCAGGCUUUGAUUAUUUGUUUAAAUUCUCAGGGGGUGUCUCUGCUCUUUGCCACCAGGUUAUAAGAACAUGUCUCAUGCUUUGAACAAAACAGGCAGAGACAUUGUGUUCUCGUGCGAGUGGCCACUGUAUGAGAGACCCUUUCGGAAGGUAAGGAGAGGCCGCUUUGCAACCUUGCUAUUUCCCUGGGGCAUAUUGCUGGACUACAACACCCAUCAGCUCUGACAGUUGGCCAUGCUUGCAGGGCUGCUGAGGGCUGUAAUAGUAAUUCAGCACCAGCUGGAGGACCAAAGGUUCCCCACACCUGUCCUAGGGCAAGGGCUGGUAACCAAAUGUUGAUGGACUACAGCUCCCAUCACCCCUUACAAUAAGUCAUGCUGGGCUGGUUGAGGUCUGAUGUGAGUUGGAAUCCAACAGUGUCUGGAGGGUCUUCACAGGUUCCCCAUUCCUGCACAGUAACCUCUACUUGUGAUCUGCAUAUGAGUACAUAAAACAAUCAGGAAAGGUGACUGUCAUUGCCACACCAGUCAUAUUUGGUGUGCUGGGAGCCUGUUUGGCUAUGUAAUAGUGAAACCCAUUGAUUGUGAUGUUAGGCUGCACCUUGGGAAAAGCAUCUUCCCGCAUUGCAACAGGAAUGACUAUAAUCCUCCACACCCAACUCACCAGAUUAAUCAUCUGAAGAGAUGGGAGGGUAUGAUAACACUUCCCUCCUUAGCUGAUUUGCAGGGGUCAGCCAAGAGACGGGGGGCUUUGUCCUGGUGUGCAUGUAUGCUUGCUGUAUGCAGGAGAGUGUGGGGUGACCACGCCAGCUGUCAGGAGUGGUUCUCGGAGAGAAAAAGGUUCCUCACUCUUGCUGCAGUGGCUCCUCCUGUGUUCAGAAUGUGUUAUGUUUAGUCUCUUAGGGAUAUAUAGAUGGCAAGAAGGGGGCGUUAUGGGGAAGGGCCGUAGCUCAGAGGUACAGCAUCUGGUUUGCAUGCAGAAGGUCUCAGGUUCAACCCCCGGCUUCUCCAGGGAGAGACACUCUGCCUGGAACCCUGGCAAUGCAAACAGUGCUGAGCAACAUGGACCCGUGGUUUGACUUUGUGUAAGGCAGCUUCCUAUGUUCCUAGGAAAAGUUUCAUGGGGCACAUGACUUCAGGGGAACUUGCAAAAAGGGAGGGAGCCCUAUUCAGGUCCUUCCCACACUUUAUUUAAAGCCAAGUUGAGUCAGUGCUGCAAAACCCUGUUUGGGCAACUGCCCUGCACAGUCUCUGGUAGAAGCCAGCCACACCCCCCACUGAAACAGUCCAUUCCAUUCUGACGCAGUGCUCAGUGGGACUGAAAUAUGACACAUAUCUUAAAUAAAACAAAUAAAUCGUUGCCACCUCUUUUCUCUCUCUGUCUUUACUCCUCUGCCAGCCCAACUACACAGAGAUCAAACAGUACUGCAAUUACUGGAGGAAUUAUGCUGAUGUCUACGAUGCCUGGGGCAGUGUCAAGAACAUCUUGGACUGGACUUCUUAUAACCAGGACAGCAUUGUGGAUGCCGCUGGGCCAGGGGGCUGGAAUGACCCAGAUAUGGUAAGAAAACCUUUUUCUGGGUCACUUAUUCCAGAUUCCACGCUGUUGCUCAAGCAUCCAAACCCUCGCAGCCUUCCUGAGCCCUGGAGAGGGGCCUGUAGCUCACUGGGAGAGGAGAACCUGCCUAGAUUUAAACUCUAGCAAUCCCAGAUAGGGCUGGAAGAGGCUUCAGUCUGAAACCCUGGAGAACUGCUGUCAGUCAUUGUAGGCUGGGAGAGUGGUAGCUCAAAAUGUACAGAGGAUAUCAGGCUGGGGUAGGAGGCUGUAGACCUGCCUUUAACCCAUAUAUGCAUUUGGGGACCCAAAUAUUAUUACUAUUAAUUCAGUUUUUGCCCUUAUUAUUUGUAUGGCGGUAGCGUUGCAGUUGCAACCCACCUUAUGGCUUCAUGGUGGGUCCUGACACACUAACUUGAAGACCAGUGCUGUAGAGCAGUGGGUCCCAAUUAGCUAUGCACCAUGGACCCCUUGUUUUUCAAAAGACAAGCCAUGGGACCCCCUACUUUUGAAGAUUUUGAUAUAUCUAUGGUAUAUUUUGUUAUGUGAAUGGUGCCAUGGACUCCUUGGGUGAGUUUUCUGUGGCCCACCAAUUGAGAACCACUGCUGUAGAGAAUAUUGAACUCGAUGAACCAGUUCUCUGAUUCUGACAUAAAAUAGCUUGUUGUAUUCCAAAGUCAUUGCUAAAUAUAUAAAUCACAUCCAGUCCCCGCUGCUGAAGAGGGUGAGUCCCUUGCUCAUCAGUCUGCCUUGAGUGUUCCCCAGGUGCCUGCCUUUUAUUUAUUCUCUCUCAAUCUUCCUGCAAGCCCAGACAUCUGCUUUGCAUGGCUUUAGCUUCAAUUCUAGGUUGUAUAUUAAUUUGUUUUCUUCAUGUUUACAAAAUGACAAUAAGCUCCUUGUGUUCCUUUCAAGAGCUUGGCUGCAAAUACGUUUUUACAUGAGGCCCACAUGUAAACUCAGUGUGGUAUAGAGUGUGUUUUAUGGCCAAAGUGUCUCUGCACCAUAAAAUUUCUGCCUAUUGGCUACAGCUAUUUGAGAUGCCCUCAGGCUAUUUCAGCUAUUAAUUAAACAAGCAUUAAAAAUGGAACAUGUGAGAAAAUAUCAUGGCAUCCCUGUGCAGGGCCUUCCUAAGAAAAAUACAGAGCAGCAGAAUAUAAAGAGUUUGAUUCCUAAUUCAGGCCCCAAUCACAAUAUACAUUUAAAUCAGUAUCAUACCACUUUAAACAGUCAUGGCUUCCCCAAAGAAUUUUGGGUACUUUAGUUUGUUAAGGACUCUGGGAGUUCUUAGAAUACUUUUAUUCUCCUCAUGGAUCUACAACUUGAUAUAAAAAAAUAAGUUGUAGAUCCAUUUUUAUUAAGUCUCCAACAAUAUUUAAAAACAUUUAUCCUUUUUAUUUUAGCAUACAAAUUUCUUCUUGACUUCCCACCCUUCCUUUCCUGAUUUUUUUUUUUUUUACUCCUUUUUAUUAGCUGUUUAUAGAUCUACAACUUCUAAAAUGGUCUAAGAGCCGAUCCUUCUUCUCAGGGACCCUCGGAAUGUAGCUCUGCGAAAAGAGGGAUUUCAUAACAACUCCCGGCACCAAACUACAGUUCCCAGGAUUCUUCAGGGAAAACCAUGGCUCUAUAUUUAUUAUAGUGGUGCCAUAUUGCUUUAAAAAUGUAAACUGCAGAUAGAGCCACACAUUUUAAGCGCACCGAUAUCAGGCUAUAAAAGUUGGCCUAAGCUGUUCUGCUGGAUUCACUUUUGGUGACAAUCUCCCCUUGAAAGGCUUGUUGGAAAAGGUCUUCGUUAGGAGCCAAGGAAACAAUAGAGAUGGUGCCUCCCUUUGCAAUGGGCGUUGCAAAGAGUAGGUGCUACCAAAACAGUGGUACCUUGGGUUAAGAACUUUAUUCGUUCUGGAGGUCUGUUUUUAACCUGAAACCGUUCUUAACCUGAGGUACCACUUUAGCUAAUGGGGCCUCCCACUGCCACCGCCGUGCGAUUUCUGUUCUCAUCCUGAGGUAAAGUUCUUAACCCGAGGUACUACUUCCGAGUUAGCGGCGUCUGUAACCUGAAGCGUUUGUAACCCAAGGUACCACUGUAAAGGCCUUACUUCUACACUGUGUGGAGCAGAUCUUCUGAUGAGGUAGUAUUUGCCAGAGACCAUUACACUGAGUCAGGCUGUUCGCUCAUCUAACCCAGAAUUGUCUACACAGAUGGGCAGCAUCUCUUCAGGGCUUCAGGCAAACACAGGCUUUUCCUAAAAACUUUCCUCUUGUCUUCUUAACUGGGAAUGCCUGAGAUUGAACCUUUUCAGUGCAAAGAACAUGACCUGAGCUGUGGGAGUGGACGUAUCUGGUGAUAAUUAAGGGCUGGAUUUGGCCCUGUGGCCUCCAGCGGCUAAUCACCAGCCUAGUUCCCUUCCUUAGUGUAGCAUCCCGAUACCUAAGAGUUGUAACCCCCUUCAAUAUGGUAAUUCUCCUCUACCACCCUCCUAUGCCAGCUGGUGAUUGGAAAUUUUGGACUGAGCUGGGAUCAGCAAGUAACUCAACUGGCUCUCUGGGCCAUCAUGGCGGCUCCACUUCUCAUGUCCAAUGACCUGCGUCAGAUUAGCCCACAGGCCAAGGCUCUUCUCCAAAACAAAGAAGUGAUAGCCAUCAACCAGGAUCCACUGGGCAAGCAAGGAUAUCGAAUUACCAAGGUAAGACUGCCAUGGGGAAAAGGUGAGAGGGGGAGGAGGAAAGUUUCGAAAGCCAAAACAAGGUGGGUUUAAUAAUAAUAAUUUUUUAUUUAUAUCCCGCCCUUCCCGGUUCAGAAAACCGGGCUUAGGGCGGCUAACAACAAAUUUAAAACACUUAAUUGAUGCAACCUAAAACAGCAGAAAAUACAGUAUAAAAUGUGAAUAACAAUAAAUUCAGAAUUCAAAAAUCAAUUUAGGGGGGAAAUCCAUCCAAUAAACAUUAGAUUAUCACCAGGGCUAGCUGGCUAAAUUAGUCCUAUUUGGGCCAGCGAAGAAACCAGGGGAAGAUUAGCUGUGGGAUCCCAGAGCAGGUAAUCUUCAUAAAAAGGGGAGGGAGGGGGAGGGAAGGAAGGGGAAUAAAAGAUCAGGCUAAGUUCAAAUUGAAAGCCAGGCGGAAUAGCUCUGUCUUACAGGCCCUGCGGAAGGAAGUUAAAUCCUGCAGGGCCCUGGUCUCAUGGGACAGAGCAUUCCACCAGGUCCGACUCUCCUGUUCUCAGUCUUGAUGUCUUUAGCCUUGUUUCCCAAAAUUGAGACGCCAGCCUUUUUUUUAGACUACAGUUCCCAUCAUCCCUGACCACUGGUCCUGCUAGCUAGGGAUGAUGGGAGUUGUAGUCCAAAAACAGCUGGCGACCCAAAGUUUGGGGAACUGCUUUAGUUGAAGUUUAAAGGCUAUAAUCCAGAUCAUGUUCCAAAUACAAAUGGGACGCAUCCCCACCAACCUCAGUUAGGCCUCACCUGCCUGCCUACUUACCUACAGCAAUACCUGGUGGCCCUGCUGUCAGCUUCCUUCUCUGUAGCCUCAGUACUGCUAUUGUAAAAUUCAUUACUUUUAAAGAUUUCCUCCCCUACAUUCAAGCAGUUAUACACAUUCUACGAAUGACUUGGUUAGCUCUCCCUGUCAUUUGGCUUUGGCUCCAGAUCCUGUUUGUAGGGCUUUCUGCUUUCCCUCCCUGCCCACUUCGAACAGGCACCAGCAGCAGGUGAUAUUGUUAAUUCAUUGAGCCUAGUAUUGUCUCCUCUGGACUGGAAGUAGAGGAACUUGGGCAGAGGUCUUUCACACCACCUGCUUCCUCAUCCUUUUAAUAGGCAGUUCUUUUAAGGAAGUACAUUUUAAGUUUCUUAAGAGCUGGUGUUUUGCAGCAUUAAGAGUGAAGAGUGUGAGCUGGGAAGCCUCCUUUCAAAUUGCCUCUGAUGUGAGCUUAUAGGGUGGCUGCUUUUAAGCAAGCCAUCUUUCUUCCUUCCUUAGAUGAUCCAUUUAAAUAAGAGGUGAGGGGUCCUUUUCAGCUUGAGGGCCACAUUCAGUUAGGGGAAACCUGAAGGCUGCAUUCUGUGCAAAAUUCCCAAGUUUAUUCACACAUACACCCACCCACACCCUUUCCAUCCAGACAAGCGAAAGGCAGCAUCACAGUUCCAAGAUGGUUACAGCUGGACAAUACCACUCAAGGAAAGCAUGGAACAGGACUGGAGAGACACAAAUAAAGAGGCCUGGAGGUUUUCAUUUGGCCCCUGCAUCCAAAAUUCCCUGCUCCCAAUUUAAACGAAGUUUCCCAUUUUGAAUAGAUAGAUAAAUAUCCUGAGUGCAGUCGAGAAACAUCUGGAGAGCAAGAGGUUCCUAGCUCUGCUUUAUAGCAAUAAAUAACAUUGGAUCAGGGUUAUCACAGGAUUGCUUCCUCCAGUAUCAACCUGCUGAAGAUCUCCAUCAGAGGCCUCCUGGUGCUCUUGCUAGAGGAAUAUAGUGAGACAGCCUUGUCGGUGGUGGCCCCUUGUUUAUGGAAGACCCUUCCCUGAAGGGCAAGGGAGUCCCCAACAUGAUCUUUUAUCGUUCUGUCCUUGAAGCCCUUUUAGUAGUUUUUUAAGGGUUCACCAUAUAAAGUUUCGUAAACUUUACUUUUCGUCUUUGUUGUUUUGUUUGUAAGCAGUUUUGUAUGUUAACAGAAAAAGCAGUCUACAGAGCAGGGAUGGGGAGCCUGUGUCCUUCCAGAUGCUGAUGGGCUACAGCUCCCAUCACCCCUGCCUAUUGGGCUGGUUGGCUGUGGCCAAUGGGAAUUGGCAGCCCAACAUCUGGAGGGCCACAGCUCCCCCAUCCCCAGUGAUUGUUACUGCAGCUGGUAAUGGAUGUUGUGUCUUUCCAGGAAAACCACUUUGAGCUGUGGGAGCGGCCCCUGUCAGGUGGAGCCUUUGCCAUUGCUGUGCUGAACCGUCAGGAGAUUGGUGGACCACAGGCGUUUGUCUUCUCUACUGCCUACCUUGGCAGUGGCUUAGCUUGUAACCCUGCCUGCUCCAUCCAGCAGAUCCUUCCCACCAGCGAGGAUUUGGGGCUGCACAACUGGGUUUCACCCUUGAAGGUGGUGGUGAACCCAACUGGCACAGUGCUGCUGAAGACGGUGGUGACUGAGGAGAAACUGUUUGAUAAUGGAAAGAAGCGCUUUCCAGAGUUCUUGUAACAUAGCAUAUUCUUUCCCCCCUCAUUUUUUUCUCCCAAGGAGGACUUUUAAGCAGAAGCAAGUAACCUUCCUACAGGGGAAAGGUUGCUACAACAUCAACUCCUUAGUUCAGUGCCACAUUCCUAAUCCUGCAGUGACUUCUAAAUUUCCUUUAAAGUGUAAGAACCUGCAUUUCUGGACAAGGAAGCUGGAGAUAGCAGUCUAUGCCUUAUUGCGCUUUGCCAAACACGGUAUCAACACCAUGUUUUCUUCUUCUACCUCUGGGGGAUGCCAAGCACGAUGAAUGUAGUUGUGUUGUUAAGAAAAAGGCUGUGGUUAUACACCAGUAACUCCUGUGGGCAGUCACCUAUUCCUCCAGCUUACUCAAACCACAAUAUGCACAACUUUGUUACUUUUAGCCCUCUCCCCCAACUACCUAAAGAUAAUUAUAGCACAGGUGAGAUUACAACAUGCACACCCCGUUGUACCUCAGGCACUUUUCUGAAAACCUGUUUCAGCAGGACACUUUUGAAUAAAUUGUACUAUGCCUAUUUAUUGAACUUCUAUUUUUGCCUGUGUGUUUUGUUUGUUGUGUAAGCCACGUUGUAUGGGGGGAAAGCAGUCUUAUCAGUAAAUCUAGGGGAAAUCUCAGCUGUGUUGCUACCAGUAAGUUUGAAGUCAUCAUGGACUUUUCAUACCAGUAAGCCUCACUGCUUCACUAAAGUGAUCCAUACAAUGUGAUUGUACAAGAGAUACUGGCAAAAUGUUUUCAAUGAAUCUUUGCUGUCUUUCUGCCAUGAACUAAAUCCCUAUUGCUGGCAAGGGAUAAUGGAAGUGAAUUAAAAAUCCACAUGAUCAAGCUA
Messenger RNA from Podarcis lilfordi (Lilford's wall lizard), 13866 nucleotides. The record is from the annotation of a GenBank genome assembly. Lineage: Eukaryota; Metazoa; Chordata; Lepidosauria; Squamata; Lacertidae.